GGCAUCAUAUAUACAUAAGGCUGAAAUAAGAGAAAGAGUCGCCUCGCUCCAUCUAUUCGAAAAGAAAGGCAUUCAAUCGACCCUUCCUUCUCUUCAGGAACAUUUUAUAUUAAAACGUAUCUGUGACACUUGCUUCCCAUGGUAACUACGCACAAGUCAGUCGAACUACGCGAAUCCAUAUCAAAAUCAGUCAGGGAAUAAAAUAAUAAACCAUGUCCAACUCGAGAGAAGACAACGACGUCUCAGCCUCGACCGAGGACCGCGUGAAUGCUGUUCGCGGAUAUAAGGCGACUCUCCAUAAUCCCCGCGUGUCUGAUCAAGCUAAACAGCAUGCCCAAGAUGUUCUGGACAAUGAGCUCCAGGGCGAUAAGCCGCGGCAGGAUCUGUAUUCUGCUAGAGGCGAUCCUAAUAAAGUCGGGUUCCGCGUUGCGGCUGGGUUGAAAGCAGCUCAGAAAAAUCCCCGGAAUAGUGAACGGGGUAAGCAGAGGGCUGGGGAAAAGUUGGAUGAAAUGAGUAGACAGUCGGAGGAGAGUUCAUGA
Monascus purpureus is the source of this 539-nucleotide messenger RNA. The record is from the annotation of a GenBank genome assembly. Lineage: Eukaryota; Fungi; Ascomycota; Eurotiomycetes; Eurotiales; Aspergillaceae.